Molecule: messenger RNA, 2358 nt
Organism: Salvelinus sp. IW2-2015
Lineage: Eukaryota; Metazoa; Chordata; Actinopteri; Salmoniformes; Salmonidae
Source: RefSeq, a predicted model, not a curated record
CAUGUCCGGGCUCAGAAGUCACCUGACUAUGAGGCAUGAUAUAAACGCAGUGAACGCACCCACCCUGCAUUGCAGUGCUCAGAACCAGGCGCCUGUCGAAUUCAUACAGUCGCUAGAACAAGAAGAGCGUCAACCGGACAUAAACAGCACAGUCAUGCUGUACCUCGCUUUGUUUUUCAUCUCCGCAGCUGUCGCCACCCCUCUGUUGGGUACUGAACAGUGUGCCCGUGGUCCUCCCUACUGGUGCCAAAAUGUGAAGACUGCCUCUAUCUGUGGCGCCGUAGUCCACUGCCAACAGAACGUAUGGAACCAACCACAGAUGAAAUCUGUGCCAUGUGACCUGUGUAAGGAGGUGUUGCUUGUGGUGGACCAGCUGCUGAAAGACAACGCUACUGAGGGUGAGAUCCUGGGCUACCUGGAGAAGGCCUGUACCUUGAUCCCUGACAAGGAUCUGUCUGCACAGUGUAAGGAGAUGGUAGACAGCUACUACCCUAUCCUCAUGGGGAUCAUCACUGGAGGACUGGAGGAUCCCCAGGUGGCGUGUGGCGCCAUGGGGUUGUGUGCCUCUCAGCAGGCAGCUCUGGCCAGGCUGGCUAAGCUCAUGUCCAACCAGAUCCCCCAGCUCACGACCAACGAGAUCCCCCAGGUAGACCUAGCCCAGAGGGUCGCCCCCUUCCUCCUCAACGUCCCUGGGCUCCUUUACCCUCAGGCGCAGGAUAACACCAAGCAGGAACCUGCCGCAGCACAGGAGACUGGAGAUGUGUGUGAGGACUGUGUGAAGUUCAUCACAGACACUCAGGAGGAGGCGAAGAGGAACUCUACCUUUGUCAACGCUCUGAUCGAGCAGAUCCAGGACCAGUGUGACAUGCUGGGACCUGGCAUCUCUGACCUGUGCAAGCAGUACGUCAGCCAGUACGCUCCUCUCAUCGUCCAGCAGCUGAUGUCCAUGGAACAGCAACCCAAGGAAAUCUGUGCCUUUGCUGGCUUUUGCUCUGCUGAUGUGAAGAGCUCUGUCCCCAUGAUGAAGCUGGUGGCUGCCAAAACCAUCCCCGCUGUCAAACUGUUUCCUGCCACUAAGAUGGAGGCUGUCAAGCCUGCCAAGAACAUGGUGCGUGCCCGGGACUCCCCCCAAUGUGCCUUAUGUGAGUUCAUGAUGAAGGAGAUGGAGAGCAUGCUGGAGGAUGAGAAGAUGGAGCAAGAUGUGGUGCGUGCUGUGGAGAAGGUGUGCUCUGUGCUGCCUUCCUCCCUGUCGGUCCAGUGUAAGGACCUGAUUGAGGCCUACGGCCAGGCCAUCAUUGAGCUGCUGGUACAGGAGGCCGACCCUAAGACUAUCUGCAGCGUGUUGGGGCUCUGCAAGGACGCUAGCCGCGCCUUCAUCCCGGUGCUGGACCAAGCCAAGGUUGAGGCGGGUGGGUUCUGUGAAGUGUGUAAGGUGGCUGUGCAGUACAUCGACGGUAUCCUGGAACAGAACGCCACAGAGGCACAGAUCGAAGACGCAGUCAGGAAAGUCUGCAGCUUUGUCCCAGAGGCCGUGAGGAGCGAGUGUGACCAGCUGGUUGAGCAGUAUGAGCCCAUGCUGGUUCAGCUCCUCCUGCAGAUGUUGGACCCUGACUUUGUCUGCAUGAAGUUGGGGGUAUGUCCUGAGGCAGUGCAAAGGCUUCUGGGUAUGGAGCAGUGUAGCUGGGGACCCGCUUUCUGGUGCAAGGACAUGGACUCCGCGAAACGCUGCAACGCGGUGGCACACUGCAGGCGUCACGUGUGGGAAUAGAGUGGAGAAGAUCUACCUAAACAUUCGGACCCUUUAGGAAAUUAAGGAGAAACACUAGCGCUGCUUAAGUUUUAAAUCAAUAAAUUGUCACUUUUUUUGUUUGUUCUUUAAACACGUGGAAUUUAAAGUUUUGAUAAUGAAUUUACCCAGGCAGGUUUGAGGGAAGGGAGURGAUACCUUUUCAGUUAAUGUGGGGGGAAGAGGUGGUGUUGGGGCUUUGAGAGGGAAGCUACCUACCUGACUGUUACUGGGACAAACCUCCAAACUGAUACUGUACUGAUUAUUUUAAUAUACCUGGUUUGUGUAAAGCUCUCAUUAGAAAGAUUUCACAUGUUAAGCACGGGAUGCAUCUUAGUCCAAGAAUCAGGCCCAUUUUUUUUAAUGUGAAGCAGACCGGGUGAGGAGAUUCUGUGAAAGCGUGCUUGGAUACCUCCAGUUGAGUCUUAGUGGGUUCUUUGACCUCUUGCCUACUCUUUACCUUACCUUACCACCAUCCCUUGCAGUGACUGCAAAUGGAGGAACCUGCUCGGACAGUAUAUAUCGUACCUUUUCUGGGAUGUUUUCUGUUUAACGAAGUCUGUCAUCUCCUU